AUGGGCUGUGGCGCCAGCGGGAAGGUGGUGCCCGCUUUGCCCCAGCUGGCCUGGACCAACGGCGACGGGCCCCAGGCACGCUCAGAGACGGCAGCGGAGGCAGCUCAGAGGAUGCACAUUGCCCGUUUCCGAGCCAAGUUCGACCCUCGGGUCCUGUCCAGGUACGACAUUAAGGCUCUUAUCGGGACAGGCAGUUUCAGCAAGGUUCUCAGGGUGGAACAGAAGACCACCAAGAAACCUUUUGCAAUCAAGGUGAUGGAGACCAGAGCCAAGGAAGGCAGAGAAGCCUGUGAUGCAGAGCUCUCGGUCCUGAGACGAGUUAGCCACCGUUAUGUUGUGCAGCUCACGGAGAUCUUCGAGGCCCAGGACCGAGUUUACAUGGUGAUGGAGCUGGCCACGGGAGGGGAGCUCUUUGAUCGACUCCUGACUCAGGGAUCCUUUACGGAGCAAGACGCUGUCAGAAUCCUCCAGAUGGUGGCCGACGGUGUCCAGUAUUUGCAUGCAUUGCGCAUAACUCACAGGGACUUAAAGCCCGAAAAUCUCUUGUAUUAUCAUCCAGGUGCCGAGUCCAAAAUUUUGAUCACAGAUUUUGGCCUGGCACACUCGGGGAACAAAAGUGGGGACUGGACAAUGAGGACGCUCUGUGGAACCCCGCAUUACAUAGCUCCCGAGGUCUUGCGCCGGCAGCCUUACACCAGUGCUGUGGACAUGUGGGCUUUGGGCGUGAUCACGUAUGUUCUGCUCAGUGGAUUCCUGCCUUUUGAUGAUGAGAACCAUACGAGGCUGUACAGGAAGAUUCUGAAAGGCAAACCGAAUUACACAGCAGAGCCUUGGCCAAAUAUUUCACACUUGGCGAAGGACUUUAUAGACAGACUGCUGAUUUUGGAGGCCGGUCACCGCAUGUCAGCUGGGCAGGCUCUUGCCCAUCCCUGGGUGAUCACUACUGCUGCAGGUUGUUCCAUGAAGAACCUUCAGAGGGUCAUUUCCCGGAACCUCCUUCGGAAGGAUUCGCCCCAUUCCCAGAGUCCCAGAUCUACACAAUCUUCUAAGUCCCAUACUUGCCACAAAUCAAGACAUCUAUGGCGCAAACGAAACUUACGAAUAGAAGACUCACCUUUGCCUGCUCAUUUGUGA
Messenger RNA from Sorex fumeus (smoky shrew), 1134 nucleotides. It is a transcript of the gene PSKH2, whose product is annotated as protein serine kinase H2. The coding region runs from base 1 to 1134 and encodes 377 amino acids. Gene Ontology annotation, molecular function: protein kinase activity; ATP binding. The record is from RefSeq and is a predicted model, not a curated record. The transcript is spliced from 3 exons. NCBI's taxonomy places the organism in Eukaryota, Metazoa, Chordata, Mammalia, Eulipotyphla, Soricidae. Gene Ontology annotation, biological process: protein phosphorylation.